AUGGUGAGCCCCAACGGGAAUCAAAGUAGUGCUGUCCUGUUCAUCCUCUUAGGAUUCUCUGAAUAUCCAGAGCUCCAGGUGCCCCUCUUUCUACUGUUCCUCACCAUCUAUGCAGUCACUGUAGUGGGGAAUGUGUCCAUGAUUGUGAUCAUCAGGAUCAAUCCCAAACUCCAUACCCCCAUGUACUUUUUUCUCAAGCACUUGUCCUUUCUGGAUUUCUGUUACUCCACUAUAGUUACACCAAAACUCCUAGAAAAUUUGGUUGUAGAAGACAGAAGUAUCUCCAUCAAAGUUUGCAUCACACAGCUUUCCUUUGGUGCAAUCUGUGUGAUGACAGAGAUGGUCAUGUUGGCAGUGAUGGCCUAUGACCGCUUUGUUGCUAUAUGUUAUCCUUUGUUGUAUACACUUUUCAUGUCCCCAAAACUCUGUGCCCUGCUAAUGACUGUGUCAUGUUCAUGGGGCAUAAUUACUUCUAUUGCACUCACCUACUCACUUCUUAUAUUGUCAUUUUGUGAGACCAAAAUCAUUAAUAACUUUGAAUGUGAAUAUUCUGUCUUCCUAUCUGCUUCCUGCUCUGAUAAAUACUUCAGUGAAUUAAUAUUUUCUAUCUUUACAAAUUUCAGUGCAUUUUUCACCCUCAUGAUUAUCCUUACAUCCUAUCUUUUUAUUUUUGUCACAAUCCUCAAAAUGCAUUCAGCCAGUGGGAGAUAUAAAGCUUUCUCCACUUGUGCCUCCCACCUGACAGCAAUUACCAUCUUCUAUGGGACCAUUGUUUUCCUCUACUGUAUUCCCAAUUCCAAAAACUCUGGGCUUGUAGUCAAAGUAGGAUCUGUUUUUUAUACUGUCAUGAUUCCUAUGCUAAAUCCCUUAAUAUACAGUCUAAGGAACAAUGAUGUGAAGGAAACUUUCAGGAAAAUAAUAGAUCUCAAAAUACUUUCUCAAUAA
Messenger RNA from Trichosurus vulpecula (common brushtail), 945 nucleotides. Its product is annotated as olfactory receptor 5D13-like. Bases 1 to 945 code for a protein of 314 amino acids. Lineage: Eukaryota; Metazoa; Chordata; Mammalia; Diprotodontia; Phalangeridae. Gene Ontology annotation, cellular component: membrane. The transcript has a single exon. The record is from RefSeq and is a predicted model, not a curated record. Gene Ontology annotation, biological process: G protein-coupled receptor signaling pathway; sensory perception of smell. Gene Ontology annotation, molecular function: odorant binding; G protein-coupled receptor activity; olfactory receptor activity.